UGAUUUGCCCUUGCAUAUUUUACAAAUGGCGGCGUCUGUAGCAACGAGGCUCUUAUAAAAUCAAUAAGAAAUAUGUUUUGCCAUUAAAGUGUUCAUUCAUAGAUUAAAUCAUAUUGAGAUUUCUUUCAUUAAAUCUUCACUUUCACAUAAACCAAAUAUUUCUAAACGGAUGCUAAACCAUUUGAUUCAAUAAGAAAUUUUUUGAGACCCAGCUAGCUGGUAAAGAGGAAAAUUGAAGAGGUUUAUGCUUACAUCAGAGGUGAACAUCAUGUGGCAUUUAUAGAAGUAUGUUAAAACAAGGUGUGGUAUCAGAGAAAAUCUCAGAUCUCACUUCCAUGAAUCAACUGCCACCAUUAGGAACGUUGCCGCAAUGGUCACGAGUAAACACAUUAAACAGAGGGAGUUACCCGAAACCUUUCACAAAAGACAAGUUAAUGCAGCCAGUAGCUGACAAGGUUGGUGACGAGGAUGAUAGAACGGUGGACUUGUCCGAGUUAAAUCCUGCACAGAGGAUACAUCAUCUAGAGCGGAGCAUUAUGUUUCUUAAACAGCAACAUGCUGAGGUGCUAAAAUCACUACAUGAAGAAAUAGAUAGUCUGAAAAAAGAAAAUAAAGAUUUACAGUUUAAGAUAGUGAUGAGUCAGAAACAGCAACAACAACAACAUACUCCGCAACAUCAUCAUGCUGGUGGAAGUGCUAGUAGUCGUAGAAGUCGUACUGGUAAAGAUAGAUUGUUGGAGAAAGAAUCCUCAUCUUUGUCUAUACAUUCUGGGACUUACUACAACUUUUCAAAGACUCUUGAAAGUUCAUCUAGAGAGGACAAGCUGGAUGAAUUAAAGAUUAUAUUUCUCGAGGAAGAAAUCAAGGAGUUGAAGCAUGCACUGAGGGAGGCACGUAACCGGAACUCGUAUCUUACUCAGGUCAUAGAACAAAAUGAGGACGUCAAGAAAAAACAACAACAUACAAUAGAUACGAUGAAGUAUCAGCUGUCUCAGGGGAACGCUGCAAACCUCGCCGAACAAAUUACCUCCGGUCAGAGCCUGUUCAAUCUGCCCGGAGGAAGACAACCGAGUCUAGCCGAAUGUGAGGCGAUUAUACGUAGAUUACAACAAAUUAAUGAGCAGCAGCAGCAUGAGUUGGAUAACCUAAAAUCAGAUCUCCGUGACGUGUUAUACUCACACAAGUGGACACCAGAUGCCUAUUUACUUGCCAAGGCUUACGUUCAUGAGGAGGAACAUAAAGACGAUGACAAAGAUAAAACUUUGCCGAAACUUCACAUGAAAAACCAGGCGAGAAAACUCCCAGAGAUAGCUUACAUUCAGAGAGAUAUGGUGAACCUGCCUGCACUUAAACAGACUGUAAGUAAUAAGGCAGUAGAGCGAAAGAAACGGACCCAGAUCCUACAGAAAGCCAGAUUGAAAAAAGAAGUUAUGCAGUAAAAAACCCCAGUGACAUAACUAGUUUUUCUUAGUCAUUUUUUUUUCUAAUUAAACUGUUCACUGUUUUUUUGCCAGUAUGGCAUACAUGUUUUCUGUAAGACUGUACAUUUGAAUUAAAAGAGAUAUUUUAAUUACUUAUA
Ruditapes philippinarum (Manila clam) is the source of this 1579-nucleotide messenger RNA. RefSeq names its product coiled-coil domain-containing protein 74A-like. Lineage: Eukaryota; Metazoa; Mollusca; Bivalvia; Venerida; Veneridae. The record is from RefSeq and is a predicted model, not a curated record. The transcript has 10 exons. Bases 288 to 1439 code for a protein of 383 amino acids.